Messenger RNA from Pteropus alecto (black flying fox), 856 nucleotides. It is a transcript of the gene SLAMF8, whose product is annotated as SLAM family member 8. Lineage: Eukaryota; Metazoa; Chordata; Mammalia; Chiroptera; Pteropodidae. The coding region runs from base 1 to 846 and encodes 281 amino acids. The record is from RefSeq and is a predicted model, not a curated record. The transcript is spliced from 5 exons. Gene Ontology annotation, molecular function: signaling receptor activity. Gene Ontology annotation, biological process: leukocyte chemotaxis involved in inflammatory response; regulation of B cell differentiation.
AUGGCCGCACAGUACCUGUGGAGUCUGCUUCUCUGGGCAGCACUACUUCCCAUUGCGGAUAUUGGUGCCCAAGUGCAGGGACAGGUAGGGGGCUCCGUACUACUAGUGGCAGAGCACCCCCCCAGCUUCCAAGUCCGAGAGGCCAUCUGGAGAUCUCUCUGGCCAUUAGAGGAGCUCCUGGCCACAUCUUUCCGGGGCUCCCUGGAGACUCUGUACCACUCCCGUUUCCUGGGCCGAACCCUGCUGCACAGCAACCUGAGUCUGGAGCUCCGGCCACUGGAGUCUGGAGACAGCGGCAACUUCUCUGUGUUGCUGGUGGACACAGGAGGUCGGGCCUGGACCCAGAUCCUGCAGCUCAAGGUGUAUGAUGCAGUACCCAGGCCCAUGGUACAAGUGUUCAUCGCUCUAUCAAGGGAUGCUCAGCACCCCAAGACCUGCCAGGCACUCCUGUCCUGUUGGGUCCCCAACAUCAGUGACAUAACCUAUAGCUGGCGACGGGAGGGAACUGUUGACUUUGGUAUCGAGCCACAUGGCCUCUUCAUGGAUGGACAGGUGCUGAGGCUUUCACUGGGACCAAGAGACCAGGGCGUGGCCUAUUCCUGCAUUGUCUCCAACCCUGUCAGUUGGGACUUGACUACAGUCACCCCAUGGGAGAGCUGCCAUCAUGAGGCUGCACCAGGGAAGGCCUCCUACAAAGAUGUACUUCUGGUGGUGGUACCUGUCUCGCUGCUCCUGAUCCUGGCUGGUCUCCUCUCUGCUUGGCACUGGGGCCUCUGCGCAGGGAAAAAGAAGAAGGAUGUCCGUGCUGAUGAAAUGGCUACAGAGACAGAGAACACCCUGGUGUAGGGUCUGCCAU